Molecule: messenger RNA, 1165 nt
Organism: Misgurnus anguillicaudatus (oriental weatherfish)
Lineage: Eukaryota; Metazoa; Chordata; Actinopteri; Cypriniformes; Cobitidae
Gene: sgf29
Product: SAGA complex associated factor 29
Cellular component (GO): SAGA complex
Source: RefSeq, a predicted model, not a curated record
ACGCGUUUUGCACGCACGCAUGUAGUUUGUCCCUUCAAUGUGUCCGUACGAGGGCUAGCAAGAAGGCUAACCAAUCAUUGCAAAACGAAAACAAUCACUAAAAUUCAUCAAGGAAGGCUAAAAAACAAAUAAAUGGUUUUGUCUUAAUACUUUAAAUACUAUAGGAGACGUAUCUGAAGGUCAUCAGCGAACGGUGUGGUUAAAGACAGGAUGGCUUUAGUAUCAGCAGACACAAAAAUUGCAGAGUUCCUUAACGAGCUACAUCAACUCAUAAAACAAACUCAGGAGGAGCGAUUAAGAAGUGAACACAAUCUUCUCAACAUCCAGAAGACACAUGAAAGGAUGCAGACAGAAAAUAAAACAUCUCCAUACUAUCGGACAAAACUAAGGGGUCUUUACACAACAGCAAAAGCAGAUGCUGAGGCUGAAUGCAGUAUACUUCGGCGGGCGCUUGACAAGAUUGCAGAAAUCAAAUCCCUUUUGGAGGAAAGACGAAUUGCUGCCAGGAUGGCAGGGGUGUACAGUGACACCGACCCUCCGAGAAAGACCAUGCGCAGAGGUGUUCUCAUGACCCUGUUGCAGCAGUCAGCUAUGACCCUACCUCUCUGGAUUGGCAAACCUGGGGAGAGUCCUCCCCCACUAUGUGGUGCUAUACCAGCAAGCAGUGACUAUGUGGCUAAGCAGGGGGACAAGGUGGCGGCACGUGUGAAGGCUGUGGAUGGAGAUGAGCAGUGGAUUCUUGCGGAAGUGGUCAGCUACAACCACUCCACCAACAAGUAUGAAGUGGAUGACAUUGAUGAAGAGGGUAAAGAGAGACACACGCUGAGUCGGAGGAGAAUUAUCCCUCUCCCACAGUGGAAAGCAAACCCAGAGACAGACCCAGAGGCUCUGUUCAGUAAAGACCAGCUGGUGCUGGCGCUCUAUCCACAAACCACAUGCUUUUACAGAGCCUUGAUCCACACGCCACCACACAGGCCCCAGGAUGACUACUCUGUGCUGUUUGAAGACACGUCUUAUGCUGAUGGCUAUUCGCCACCUCUCAACGUUGCCCAGCGAUAUGUAGUGGCCUGCAAGGAAAACAAAAAGAAGUGACAGAAGGAACCAAAAGCGAAAGAAUAAAAAAUGGAUAAAGAAUAAAAAUGGGACAUUGUUUGCAAAAAGUAAU